This is a messenger RNA of Amphibalanus amphitrite, 1549 nucleotides long. Its product is annotated as acetylcholine receptor subunit alpha-like. Gene Ontology annotation, molecular function: neurotransmitter receptor activity; extracellular ligand-gated monoatomic ion channel activity; transmembrane signaling receptor activity. Gene Ontology annotation, biological process: signal transduction; nervous system process; chemical synaptic transmission. NCBI's taxonomy places the organism in Eukaryota, Metazoa, Arthropoda, Thecostraca, Balanomorpha, Balanidae. The transcript has 8 exons. Gene Ontology annotation, cellular component: synapse; membrane; neuron projection. The record is from RefSeq and is a predicted model, not a curated record. Bases 142 to 1290 code for a protein of 382 amino acids.
GAUGGUAACUUUGAAGUAACUCUGGCCACCAAAGCCACUCUGUACGCCGACGGAAAGGUGGAAUGGAAGCCGCCGGCCAUCUACAAGUCCUCGUGCGAGAUUGACGUCGAGUACUUCCCGUUUGACGAGCAGACGUGCGUUAUGAAGUUCGGCAGCUGGACCUACGACGGAAAACAGGUCGAUUUACGGCACGUCGAGGAAGACCCGACCGACUCCAAAGUGAAAAUUGGCGUCGAUUUGUCAGACUUUUACCUCUCGGUCGAAUGGGAUAUUCUGGAUGUUCCGGCGAUACGGAACAAAAAGUUUUACACGUGUUGCAACGAGCCGUACCUGGACAUAACGUUCAACAUUACCAUGAGGAGGAAAACGCUGUUCUACACGGUCAACCUCAUCAUCCCCUGCAUGGGAAUCUCAUUUCUCACCGUGCUGGUGUUUUACCUGCCCUCCGAUAGUGGAGAGAAGGUCAGUCUCUCCAUCAGCAUUCUGCUGUCGCUCACUGUGUUCUUCCUGCUGCUGGCCGAGAUUAUUCCGCCGACAUCGUUGGUGGUGCCUCUGCUCGGCAAGUUCGUCCUGUUCACAAUGAUAUUGGACACGCUAAGUAUAUGUGUUACAGUGGUGGUGCUCAACAUUCACUUCCGGUCGCCCCAAACGCACUCGAUGGCGCCCUGGGUGCGGCGGGUGUUCAUCCACAUCCUGCCUCGGCUACUGGUGAUGCGGCGGCCCCAGUACAGCACCUAUGACAGGCACAGGGUGUUGAUUCGCACCUGUAACGGUCUGGAGGUGCGCGAGGCAGCCACCCAGCUCUACAAGGACGCUCACAGCAGAGCGUCCGGCUUCACCAGCGAGUCACUCAAGGACCACGGCCUCUGCUUUCCACCCACGGCCACCAUCAGUGACCUGGCGCCCAGGAGUGACCUGGACGCCCUGGGUCUGAACACGCCCUGCCGUAUCCAUGGCAACCCCGGCUCGGCCGGAGAGGGUCUCGGAGGUCACCGGCACCGCUCCUGUGAGCUGGGCUACUGUCCAGAGGUGUUCCGCGCCUUCGAGGGCGUCAAGUUUAUCGCGGAGAGCACAAGGCGUGAACAGGAUACCACCAGAGUGCGCGAGGACUGGAAGUACGUAGCCAUGGUUCUGGACCGGCUGUUUCUCUGGAUCUUCACGCUGGCAGUGCUGGUGGGGACGGCCGGCAUCAUCCUACAGGCACCGACUCUUUAUGACGAUCGCAGGCCUAUUGACGAAGAGCUCAGUGACAUUAAAAGCCCCCGCGACCGGCAGAGAGGGCACCACUAGGCUGCAACCGCGGCCGGUUGACUGGUGCUUCCUGCGAGCGUUGGUUACGGGCGGUCCUUUGGUGCUAUGUUGGUGACGGCCCCUGGUGCUCUGUUGGUGCUCUGUUGCUGACGGCUCCCUGGUGCUCUGUCGGUGAUGACCGUCUGUUGUUGUGCUCAGUCCUACUUGCGGAUGAACCGGACUUUUUGUGACGGUGUACAGAGCCGGACGUAAGCUGGCGAGAUAUUUGGUAGUGAUGCGUGGGCUUGGAAUCUGCGUU